AUGCGGAAUCUGCGAACCAUCUCCUCUCAUUUGUCACGAUGUUUCUCGUCGAUCGAGACACGCCCAAUUUCUGAGAGGUUGAUCCCGAUCCAAUCCCGGAGGUACUCGUCGCCGGCGACGCAAUCGGAGAAUGUCUCCAAAAUCGUGAACGAGCUCUCCAGUCUCACGCUAUUAGAAGCAAUGGACUUGUCAGAGCUCCUUAGGCAGAAGCUGAACGUCGGUGAGAUGCCUGUGAUGGCGGCGAUGAUGCCAGGGAUGGUUUUCCCGGGAGCCGGAGCUGGGAAAUCCGGAGCCGCAGCCGCCGGGAAGGGGACAGAGAAGAAGGCUGUAGAGAAGACGGCGUUCGAUGUGAUGCUUCAAGCGUACGAAGCGGCGUCGAAGAUAAAAGUGAUCAAGGAAGUGAGAUCGCUUACUGAUUUGGGGUUGAAGGAAGCGAAAGACUUGGUGGAGAAAGCGCCGACAUUGUUGAAGAAAGGAGUUAGUAAGGAGGAAGCAGAGAAGAUCAUAGAGAAGUUGAAGGCUGUUGGAGCCAAAGUUGAAAUGGAGUGA
Molecule: messenger RNA, 549 nt
Organism: Microthlaspi erraticum
Lineage: Eukaryota; Viridiplantae; Streptophyta; Magnoliopsida; Brassicales; Brassicaceae
Source: the annotation of a GenBank genome assembly